AUGGAUGAGCUAGUUAGCACAUUUUUAGCAGUUACAGGAAUAGAAGAUGAAUCAACCGCCAAACAGUAUUUGGAAAUCACCAAUAAUGAUUUAGAGUAUGCAGUUACCCUAUACAUGGAAUCGAACCCGCCAGCUAAUGCUUCUGGUCAGAAUGCAUCUCAUGGAGACGAUGAAGAAUUGGCACAGAGGCUUCAACAAGAAGCGUAUGGAAAUGAAGGAUCGGACGUUAGAGAAGCAGAUACAAAUAUUCAUAGACAUGAGACGUUGGUCGAUUCUUUCGGCGGGGGAUUUACGCCAUCACCUCAUAUUAGCAGACCAGGAGAUAUAUUUGGCGCGGGCAGGGUUGGUGUUUUCAACCAAAGAUAUGAUGGUGAAGGAGAUGAGUUCCAUUUUGAUCGGUUUGAAGAAUUACCCGACGAUGAUGAUGAUGAAGAAGAAGAUGAUGAUGAUGAAGUAAUGGUAUUAGAUAAUGAUGGAGAAGUGGUUGAAAACGAUAGAGAAAGGCCUCGUUCAAGGAGAAGAAUGAAUAGAAAUGACAGAAUGAGUGAAUUAACAUCUACACAAAGAAGACUAGCCAACUUAUUCAAACCACCAUUUGAUAUAAUGUCUAAGAUUGAUUUAGAUGCAGCGAAGACUGAGGGAAGACGCCUGAAAAAAUGGAUUUUAAUAAAUAUCCAAGAUUCAUCCGAGUUCACCUGCCAGGUUUUAAAUAGAGACUUUUGGUCUCAACUGAAGAUCAAGAAUGUUGUCCGUGAUCACUUUAUAUUUUUGCAGUAUCAACAUGAUUCGCCAAAUGGUACAAAUUAUAAAAACUUUUAUUCAAUUGAUAAAUAUCCUCAUAUUUCUAUUUUGGAUCCAUUAACGGGUGAAAGAGUCUUCAAAUGGACAGAUGGUGAGAUACCUGAAGCUGAUACCUGGUUAGAGGAAGUGGAUCAGUUUUUAGAUAAAUUCUCGUUGUUACCUAAUUCAAAUAAUCCAAUUAUUAACCAUGAAGCUAAAUUUGAUCCUGAUGCAUUAUCGGAAGAACAACAAAUUGAAUUUGCAAUGAAACAAUCAAUUAUUGAUAGCCAAACUGGUGGUACAACCUCUGAUGAUGCUAUUGAGGUAGAUGAAACAAACGAAAUGGGUGCUUCAGAUAACAAUUCUGUUCCUGAGGAAGGAGACAAGUUCUCAAGCAUACAGACGCUUGACCACGAAGAACCAAGUGCUGGAAAUUCGGUCACUCGUAUACAGAUUCGUUUUCCAAAUGGAAAGAGACUCAUCCAUAAAUUUGACCUCGAUGAAGAUACUGUAUUAACUGUCUAUCAAUGGCUAAAGUAUAUUGUAGCAAAUAGCGAUGAUGAAUAUGGUUUGAGUAAAGAUGAUAGAUUUAUUUUAUCGAAUGUUUCUAAUAAAGCGAAAAAGUCGUUAAUUGACUCAUUGGAUUCAACAAUUAAUGAAGCUGAAUUAAAAAAUGCAAGUAUUUUAUUAGAGAAAGAAUAA
Molecule: messenger RNA, 1482 nt
Organism: Debaryomyces hansenii CBS767
Lineage: Eukaryota; Fungi; Ascomycota; Pichiomycetes; Serinales; Debaryomycetaceae
Exons: 1
Coding region: 1-1482 (493 amino acids)
Biological process (GO): proteasome-mediated ubiquitin-dependent protein catabolic process
Cellular component (GO): nucleus
Molecular function (GO): ubiquitin binding
Source: RefSeq, a predicted model, not a curated record